This is a messenger RNA of Lepus europaeus (European hare), 1029 nucleotides long. RefSeq lists its product as uncharacterized. The record is from RefSeq and is a predicted model, not a curated record. Lineage: Eukaryota; Metazoa; Chordata; Mammalia; Lagomorpha; Leporidae. Bases 1 to 1029 code for a protein of 342 amino acids. The transcript is spliced from 3 exons.
AUGAAACUGUGUGAAAAGAAUGAACUAACAAACCCAGGGGUUAGAAUUGUCUCAGAAGACAGAGGAGGUUGGAGAACUGACCCACUUGACAAAAAUGGGCUUUGGCAACGCCUCACCAAGGAGCAGCCUGUCUCUUCCCUCUACCAAACCCCAUUACAAGAUUCAGAAUGGUUCACACUGAGUCCACAAGAGAAAUUGGCCUGGGCGAAAGUGUCUAAGGACCCUAGGGUUGCUGUAGGUCAACAGUCUCCACUGGAGAAAAAGAUCUCGAACCUAGGUGGUGUGCAUACAACAGCAGCGAGACAAUUGAUAAUUCAGAAGCAUCGAGAAGAAUAUGAAAUACUCUGCAGGGAGCAAGCUCUUUCUCUUGACUACUGGCUUGCUAAAGCAGAGUCUUAUUAUAAUAAAAGGAUAAUGACCAUGAUGAAAGAAGAAGAGACAGACAUUGAAAUGAAGAAGGAAAUGGAGGAGACCAUAACUCAAAGCAUAGAGGGGCAAAAAUGUUACUAUUUGGUACCUGAGAGAGAGUUGAAACACAUGGAAAGGCACAUACAUCGAACAAACCAGGCCAGAGGACUUAAAAAGAAAACAGUUAGGCAACAACCGCGACCCCCUGAUAAAAUCACAUUACCGAAAAUUGUGCCAGAAGAACACAGCAUGCAGAGUGCACAAAGAAGAAGAAAGGUAAAAGAAAGGGAACAGAUGCAAAUAAAAAAUCACCAGGAACGCAUGAUUAGAGGGAGAGAACUCAUAGAGCAAAAACUCAAGGAAAGAAUCUUGAGGAAAUGUCAGAACCAGCUACCUAAACGUGAGAAGUGUGAGAGAGUAAAGAAAGAGAUUAAAGAGUUUGAAAGAGUUGUUGCAUAUCCACUUUUCCAGCCAGACAGCAGAAGUCAGAUUAAAGUGAAUAUUCUUAUGGAAAAGUCUCAGAAUAGAGAGAUAGCAAGUACAAUUGUAAGACCAGCUGAAAGAAAAUUCUUGGCUGUGCCACCCUUCUUGAGAAGUCAAAUAGGAAAAAUAAAACAUUAG